Molecule: messenger RNA, 1371 nt
Organism: Chara braunii
Lineage: Eukaryota; Viridiplantae; Streptophyta; Charophyceae; Charales; Characeae
Source: the annotation of a GenBank genome assembly
AUUGUUGAGGAAAGAAACCAUCUGGAAGUGGGAUAAGGACUGCACAUCUACUAUGAAGAAGUUAAAGCAGGCACUAAUAGAAUAUCCAGUCCUUAAGGUAGCCGAUCCGUCCUUACCCUUUGUCGUUACUACGGAUGCUAGUCAGUACGGCAUAGGUGCUGUGUUGCAGCAAGACGAUGGCAAUGGUUAUAGGCCUGUAGAGUUCAUGUCUGCUAGGAUGCCUUCAGAGAAGGUUGCGACAUCUAACUAUGAGAGGGAACUCUACGCUCUCAAGCAAGCAUUAGAACACUGGAAGCAUUACUUGCUUGGGAGGCACUUCAAAGUCUAUUCCGACCACGAAACGUUAAGAUGGUUGAAGACGCAGGCCAAGAUGAUACCCAAGCUUACUAGGUGGGCCGCAGAGAUAGACCAGUAUGAUUUUGAGCUCAAGCCAGUCAAGGGAAAGUAUAAUGUAGUUGCGGACGCAGUGAGUAGGAGAGCUGACUACUUUGGAGCAAUAGUUCACUAUCUGGACAUCGGGAAAGACCUUCAGCAAAAGGUCAGAGAAGCGUACGCGCAGGACCCCAUCUAUAGUGACCUUCUUAAGAAAGUAGAGGAGGCCCCAGAGACUGAGCCAGAUUAUCGCACUACCGAAGGAUUGCUCUUCGAGAAGACUAAUGUAGUUGAUCGAUUGUGCAUUCCCAAUAGUGAAGAGAUCCGCAGUCUGAUCUUAGGAGAAUGUCACGACACAGAGGGUCAUUUUGGUUGGCAAAAGACUCUAGCCAAUCUAAUGCACGCGUACACUUGGUCGGGUGUGAAGAAUGACUGCAUAGAGUAUGUUCGCAGUUGUAAAGUCUGCCAGCGGAAUAAGAUCACUACGCGUGCCCCGCUAGGUCUUCUCAGACCCUUACCUAUCCCUGAUCAGCCCGGAGAUUCAGUGUCCAUCGACUUCAUGGACGCGGGCGUCAAGAGUAGACAUGGCAAGAGCCAAGUCAUGGUGAUAGUCAAUAGGUUUACUAAAUACGCUGUUUUUGUUCCUUUGCCUUCAGAGGCACGAACAGAGUUAGUCAUCCGUAAGUUUUUUUAUCAUUGGGUCAGUGAGCACGGUGUCCCAUUGUCCAUAGUUAGUGAUAGAGACACCCGGUUCACGAGUCAGAACUGGCAGGAGUUGAUGAAAGUCUAUGGCUCUAAGUUGCUAAUGUCAUCUAGCCGUCAUCCAGAGACCAACGGUCAGACCGAGCAAAUGAAUAAGAUCCUACAACAAGCUCUGCGAAUGUACAUUAGACCAGAUCAGGUUGACUGAGAUGAGAUGCUUCCCAAGGUAGCCAGUGCCUACAACAAUAGCAUGCAUCGGUCUACGUGCCGCACUCCCAAUGAACUGCACGAGUCCUU